UCUGAGAUUGCAGCUCAUCUCAAACAUCACCUGCCUUUCCUUCACAUAGACAGAGCAGGCCCGCCCAACAUCAAGAUGGAUCAAGUACAGCAACUCGUCCUCAACCCUCUCAAACCCUAUCUGGGUCCCAUAACCUCGAAUCUCCCUGGGCCGAUCAAUGACCUCGCUAUCAACUUGCUAGGCGAACCCUGCCAUAGCGCACUCCUCCUCGAUCUCGACAUCACCUCCCACCCUGAGUGCUUGUCGCUUGCGAUCUCCAAGGCUCUGGGCGUCGGCAUCAUUGCUGCGGCAUCUAUUGUCAAAGUGCCCCAAAUCAUCAAAUUGGUCAAGUCGCAGUCGUCUGAGGGGUUGUCCUUCACCAGCUACUUAUUGGAAACCGCUAGUUUUGUCAUCACACUGGCAUACAACGUACGAAAUGGAUUCCCGUUCAGUACGUACGGCGAGACGAGCCUGAUCGCCAUUCAAGAUGUGGUUAUCACUGUUCUCAUUCUGGUGUACUCGAAAAAGACAGCGCAGGCGGGGGCUUUUCUUGCUGCGGUCGGUAGCGCAGUGUACGCCCUCAUGGGGUCAGAUACACUUGUCAGUAACGCCCAGAUGACCAGUCUGCAAGCGGGCGCCGGAGCUCUGAGCAUCGCCAGCAAAUUGCCCCAGAUCUUGACCAUCUGGAGCCAGGGCGGGACGGGUCAAUUGUCUGCUUUUGCCGUAUUCAACUAUUUGUUCGGCAGCUUGACUCGGAUCUACACUACUUUGCAAGAGGUGGAUGACAAACUUAUCCUGUAUGGCUUUGUAGCUGGGUUCGUUUUGAACGCAAUCUUGGCCGCUCAGGUGCUGUACUACUGGAACAGCCCAACAACUGCAGGACAUGGAAAGGAGGUUGACAGCAAGCCCGGCCUUCAAGGCGUCGGUCAGAAGGGCAAGGCGGCGUUGGCAACUGAGGAGGCUUUGAAGGUGAAUGCCUCCGCAGGGAGCACCACUGCGAGACCAAGCAGCAGCAGCGGCAGGCGCAGGGGUUGAGCUCGUAUGUUGUCAUGGUAGAAGAUACCCGGUUGAGUCGAUAGUUGGAAUUCAAUUCUCUCUGCAGGAGCAUUUCACAAGCGCAGUACGUUGCAAUAGCUGAAAGCCAAGCUGCUGUUUCAUCGUUUAGCCGGCCCUUGGA
Exophiala xenobiotica is the source of this 1156-nucleotide messenger RNA. RefSeq lists its product as uncharacterized. The transcript has a single exon. Lineage: Eukaryota; Fungi; Ascomycota; Eurotiomycetes; Chaetothyriales; Herpotrichiellaceae. The coding region runs from base 76 to 1014 and encodes 312 amino acids. The record is from RefSeq and is a predicted model, not a curated record.